Messenger RNA from Malaclemys terrapin pileata, 1157 nucleotides. RefSeq lists its product as uncharacterized. NCBI's taxonomy places the organism in Eukaryota, Metazoa, Chordata, Testudines, Emydidae. The record is from RefSeq and is a predicted model, not a curated record. The transcript has 2 exons. Bases 413 to 1102 code for a protein of 229 amino acids.
CACUGAUUUCCCCGACAGCCAGGAUCUCUUCAUCACCCUUACAGAGAUCCCCUACGAAGCGUCUCCAGCCGUUACCCCGGACACAGAAUCUGGGGAAGGAUCAGCCAGUAAGUGUUGUAAACAUCUAAACAUUUAUUUUUAACAGAACAGGAAUAUUAACAAUUAAAAGAAUGGGUUGUUCAUGAUUACUGUGCCCUAGGCGCUUAACGGUUUAGUCAUGGGCAGUGCAAGUUUUGAAAAAAAAAUCUAGCAAUGUCCGGUUUUCCGUGAUUGUCCAGCACAAGCCGCUCUACUGUUUAUUCCCUGCUACUGCAGCUACAGUAAAAUGCGGUCUAUAUGUCCGGGGAUAGAGCAGUAAUCCUCCUGGGACAUCUCGAUGAAGCUCUCCUGGAGGUAAUUGGAAAGCCGUUGCAUGAGGUUCCUGGGGAGAGCGGCCUUAUUGGGUCCUCCGAAGUACGACACGUUGCCGCGCCACGAGACUAUCAAGUACUCGGGAAUCAUUGCUCUGCACAGCAGGGCGGCAUACGGCCCUGGUCUUUGGAGGCUUUCCCGGAGCAUUCUCUCUCUCUCGCUCUCAGAGAUCCUCAUCAGGGUGAUGUCGCCCAUGGUGACCUGCUUUGAAUUAGCCCCAUCUGCGACUGUCUCAGAACCUAGCCUGGCAUCACACUCCCAGAGGCUAGCGCGGAUUAGGCGUAGGAAGAAGAGGACACGGGAGGACAUGUUCUCUGAGCUUAUGGCCUGUUCCCAAGCCCAGGUAGCACAGCAGACCCAGUGGCGGGAGAAAUUGACCCAAAUGCACCAAGCAAACAUGGAUCGGGAGGAGAGGUGGCGGCAGGAAGACCAGCAGGCGACUCAAACGCUGCUUGGACUACUGAGGGAGCAAACAGACACGCUCCGGCGCCUUGUGGAUGUUCUGCAGGAACGGAGGCAGGAGGACAGAGCCCCGCUGCAGUCCAUCUCUAACCGCCCUCCCCCGCCACCAAGUCCCAUACCCACCUCACCCAAAGUGCAAAGAAGGAGAGGCGGCAGAGUCCCUGCUAACUCUCACUCCACCCCUGCAGAGAGCUCUAGUAGCAGAAGGCUCUCAUUCCCCAAAAUUUGAAAAGUUCUUUCCUUCCCGCCUGACACAAGCCCCCGUCCAAGUUUCACCUCCCAGU